AUGCUAGCGACCAUCCUCACCCGCCCAAACAACACCGUUAUCGCCGCCGUCCGCGACCCGCAAGCGGCGGCGUCACAGAGCCUCAACGAGCUCCCCAAAGCCCAAGGGACAUCGCUGCACAUUGUCAAGAUCGACUCGGCCGUGCCCACCGACGCCGCCGCCGCCGUCGAGGCCCUCGCAGCCGCCGGCAUCACGUCCAUCGAUACCGUUAUUGCCAACGCCGCCCAUGCUGACGUCGCCGACUCCGUGCUCGGCACCAGUCCGGACGACGUCCGCCGGCAUCUGGACGUCAACCUGAUCGGCGUGCUGGCGCUCUUCCAGGCCGUCGAGCCGCUCCUCCGCAAGGCGCAGAACGGGAACCCCAAGUUCGUCGCCCUCAGCUCCAACCUGGGCAGCAUCGGCCUGGCCCCUUUCAUCCCCGGCCCGUGGUUCUGCUACGGCGUCACCAAGGCCGCCGUGAACUACCUGGUGCGCCGCAUCCACGUCGAGAACGACUGGCUGACCGCCGUGGUCCUGCAGCCUGGCUGGGUGCAGACCGAGAUGGGCAACUUCGCCGCAACGAGCGUGGGCAUGGAGAGCGCCCCGAUGAAGCUCGAGGACAGCGUCGUGGGCUGCUUAAAAGUCAUCGAUGCGGCGUCGCGGGAGAAGUACGCCGGUGAGUUUGUCAACAGCGAGGAGGAGACGGUUUUGUGGUAG
Molecule: messenger RNA, 696 nt
Organism: Venustampulla echinocandica
Lineage: Eukaryota; Fungi; Ascomycota; Leotiomycetes; Helotiales; Pleuroascaceae
Product: NAD(P)-binding Rossmann-fold containing protein
Exons: 1
Coding region: 1-696 (231 amino acids)
Source: RefSeq, a predicted model, not a curated record